AUGCUUUCACGUACAAUCAGAUCAGUAAGUCAGAAGAGACUUUUGUCUUCUUCCAGAGUAUUGCUCAACCAAACCACUGCCACUGGAACUGAAGUUAACAGAAAAGUUAAGACUGCUAACGACUUGGCUGAAGUCACCGGUAAACUUUCAUUGAUUGGACCAGGUGCCAAGCCAGGUACUAUCCCAACUGAUUUUGAUCAAGCCACCGGUUUGCAAAGAUUGGAACUUUUGGGUAAGAAAGAAGGUGUGGAUGUUUUCGACAUGGAAAUGCCAAUCACCGAAGGUAAAGGUACCAUGGAGGACCCAUUCUUGGUGCCAACCUACAUUGGUUACAGAUAUGUUGGUUGUAAAGGUACUGCUGAGGUCGACCACAAACCUUACUGGAUGAAGGUAGAGGAAGGACACGUGUCUAGAUGCUGGCGUUGUGGUACCGUUCUUAAGGCUAAGUACUUGGGUGAACCAGGUAUGGCUCAUUAA
Molecule: messenger RNA, 477 nt
Organism: Lodderomyces elongisporus
Lineage: Eukaryota; Fungi; Ascomycota; Pichiomycetes; Serinales; Debaryomycetaceae
Gene: COX4
Product: cytochrome c oxidase subunit IV
Exons: 1
Coding region: 1-477 (158 amino acids)
Biological process (GO): mitochondrial electron transport, cytochrome c to oxygen
Cellular component (GO): mitochondrial envelope
Source: RefSeq, a predicted model, not a curated record